AUGGCUAUAUAUAAACAAAAAGGAAGAUUUCUUCAACAAGGAGUGACAGAACGGUGUUCAAAAAUAAAAUAUAGAUAUAACGGGAAGAUUCCAAAUAGAAUAUUCACCAAUAGUCUGCUUCCACUUAAAAAGUACAACGUUACAUUCUGUAGAGUAACGAAAUGUGCAUCGACGUUUUGGACAAGACUACUAGUGUGUUUAGAGAGAGGUUUAUGGAAACCACCUUAUGUGUUCAAACCAAAUGAUGCCAGUGUAAAAUUAAGAGAUACUUUUAAUAGGUUUCCUAUUCGAAAGAUAUAUAAAAGGGUGAAGGAUACUAAAAAUAUCAUGUUUAGUAGAAAUCCUUAUUCAAGAAUAUUUUCGUUUUACGUAGAUAAACUCUUUUCUCCUAAUCCAUAUUACUGGAAUAAUCUCGGAGUUGAAAUUACCAAACGAAGCAGAGGAAAAGCAACAUGUGGACAUGAUGUCACAUUCAACGAGUUAGUUGAUUACAUUAUUUACACUCCAUCCACCGUGAGAGAAUUCCAUACUAUACCAAUCAACGAUAUUUGUCGGCCAUGUAUUAUUCCUUAUGAUUUCAUUGGCAAGAUGGAAAAUUUUGAAAAUGAUGUUUCCAAUAUAUUGAAAGAAAUAGGUGUGGAAUCUUAUCCAUACUUUUCGGAAAAUUUUAGGAAAGAAUACACAGCAGAUUCUAUUUAUGAUAUUGCACACGCCUAUAUUUCAUUUCGACAAAAUGCAGAUAAAUGCAUAGAUCGUCAAACUGGAUUAAAACGUGUUUGGCGGAUUUUACAAAUAAGAGGAAUCAUUUCAGAAUCAUUACAAAUGCCUUUCUCUUCAAACGAAUCACAGACUUUUACGCUUUCCACAUUAGUUAAUACUAUUUUGAAAGCACGUGAUGACUCUUUAAUUGAAGAUUUAAGGUAUCAAAAGGCAACAUUUUUCAAAGAGGCAUACGCAAGCGUUCCUUUAGCUAAAAUGAUGACGCUACAAAAAGUGUAUAAAGAGGAUUUUCAAAUAUUCAACUAUGAAUCAUUCCCUAAAAGUUUGUUUACAGUAAAAAGAAACACUACAGAAGAAAUGUUUAUUGUUUAA
This is a messenger RNA of Mytilus trossulus (common blue mussel), 1092 nucleotides long. RefSeq names its product carbohydrate sulfotransferase 11-like. The coding region runs from base 1 to 1092 and encodes 363 amino acids. Gene Ontology annotation, molecular function: sulfotransferase activity. Lineage: Eukaryota; Metazoa; Mollusca; Bivalvia; Mytilida; Mytilidae. The transcript is spliced from 2 exons. The record is from RefSeq and is a predicted model, not a curated record. Gene Ontology annotation, cellular component: membrane. Gene Ontology annotation, biological process: carbohydrate biosynthetic process.